Lycium ferocissimum is the source of this 1565-nucleotide messenger RNA. RefSeq names its product anthocyanidin-3-O-glucoside rhamnosyltransferase. The record is from RefSeq and is a predicted model, not a curated record. Gene Ontology annotation, molecular function: UDP-glycosyltransferase activity. The transcript has a single exon. The coding region runs from base 67 to 1482 and encodes 471 amino acids. NCBI's taxonomy places the organism in Eukaryota, Viridiplantae, Streptophyta, Magnoliopsida, Solanales, Solanaceae.
CUAAUUGUCUGCAUAGCUAACACACUAGAACACUCACUCUCUCAAUAUUAAACCAGAGAAUCAAAAAUGGAAAAUGAGAACUCAAAUGAUGUUCUUCAUAUAGUUAUGUUCCCUUCUUUUGCUUUUGGUCAUAUUAGUCCAUUUGUUCAGCUUGCUAACAAGCUUUCCUCUCAUGGUGUCGAAGUUUCUUUUUUCACUGCAUCUGGCAACGCUAGCAGAGUCAAAUCUAUGCUGAAUUCUGCUCCCACUACUCAUAUAGUCCCUCUUACUCUUCCUCAAGUUGAAGGUCUACCUCCUGGUGCAGAAAGUACUGCAGAAUUGACACCAGUAACUGCUGAACUUCUCAAAGUUGCUUUAGACCAAAUGCAACCACAAAUCAAGUCUCUACUUUCCAAUCUCAAACCCCAUUUUGUUCUCUUUGAUUUUGCUCAAGAAUGGCUCCCUAAAAUGGCUGAUGAAUUAGGGAUCAAGACUGUUUUUUACUCUGUUUUUGUUGCACUUUCCACUGCUUUUCUUACUUGCCCUGCUAGAGUUCCUCAACCCAAGAAAUAUCCAACUCUUGAAGACAUGAAGAAACCUCCACCUGGAUUUCCUAUCACCUCUGUCACCUCAGUCAAAACCUUUGAGGCUCAAGAUUUUCUAUAUAUUUUCAAGAGCUUCCAUGGUGGUCCUACUGUAUAUGACCGUGUACUCUCAGGACUUAAGGGUUGCUCAGCUAUACUAGCCAAGACUUGUUCUCAAAUGGAGGGGCCUUAUAUAGAAUACGUGAAAUCACAGUUCAAUAAACCUGUUUUUCUAGUAGGACCAGUAGUCCCUGACACACCUUCAGGAAAAUUGGAAGAGAGAUGGGCUAGCUGGUUAAACAAGUUUGAAGCUGGAACAGUUAUUUACUGUUCUUUUGGAAGUGAAACUUUCUUGAAUAAUGAUCAGAUCAAAGAACUAGCUUUAGGUUUGGAACAAACUGGGAUACCUUUCUUUCUGGUCUUAAAUUUUCCUGCCAAUGUCGAUGUCCCAGCUGAACUAAACCGAGCUUUACCAGAAGGCUUUCUGGAGAGAGUGAAAGACAAGGGAAUUAUUCAUUCAGGUUGGGUGCAGCAACAGAACAUACUUGCUCAUUCUAGUGUAGGUUGCUAUGUAUGCCAUUCAGGGUUCAGUUCAGUGAUAGAGGCACUAGUGAAUGACUGUCAAGUUGUUAUGUUGCCUCAGAAAGGUGACCAGUUCUUGAAUGCAAAGCUGGUGAGUGGGGAUAUGAAAGCUGGGGUGGAGGUAAAUAGGAGGGAUGAAGAUGGGUACUUUGGUAAAGAAGAUAUUAAGGAAGCUGUGGAGAUAGUGAUGGUGGAGGUUGAUAAGCAGCCAGGUAAAUUAAUUAGAGCAAAUCAGAAGAAAUGGAAGGAGUUUUUGUUGAACAAGGAUAUACAAUGCAAGUUUAUUGAGGAUUUAGUUAAUGAAAUGACAGCGAUGGCUAAGGUCUCAAGUAACUAGGAUAUUCAAAUUCAAUUGUCAUCUCACCUUUCAAUAGUAGUAUAGUUGGCAUUUUUACUAUCAAUAAAGCAUUUUCCAAUGUA